UAAAAGAGUUACCCUUGAAAAAUGACGUAUUGUAAACAGGAAAAUAAUCAGCGUAGAUCAGUAGUAAUAGUCAAUAGAAGUUGGACAAAUAAAGAAGGGUAAUAAAAAUAAGUAAAAGUACGUAAUACAAUAAGUAACAAACAAGCAAGUAAUAGUAAAUGUAAAGACGGAUAUAAAGAAGUAUAAAAGCCGGUAGUAUCCGGCUUUUAUCGUAUCCCGGUACAUUGGUAUGGCCAAACAUAACAUAACGAGAAAAUAAAGAGAGACUAGCUGGAUUCAGUAACCAAGUAAGCAUGCUAUGGGUUUGGUAUAUAUGGAAUGGCACAGCAUGGUAUGGUAUACGGAUAUACCAAGAUACCAAACAUAAAGGUAAAGCUAAAUAAAAAGCAAAUGAAAUGAAAAUACAGCGUUUAAACGCCGCAACAAGACAACAGUUCACUGGCCCUCUCCCUCUCACUCAGCUUGGCCAAAGGCCACUAGCGCCUUGUCCUAUUUCUGACGUCACAAGUCGUCGACGUCCAAGACGUAGUCGUAGUCCAAGACAUAGUCAUAGUGAUAGCGCCUUACGUUCGCCAACAGAUCUGCCAACUGUUGCUGGUAUUGGUAUUAUAUCGAGGUGUAUUUAAUCGAGAAGAGUGUGGUGGUGAUGCUGAUGGUGAUGGUGAUGAUUGUGGAGGUGGAGGUGGUGGAGGAAAGGCGCGAAGAAACCAAAUAGAAGGAGAAGAAAUGGUUAGCGCAUGCGUCUUUACAGAGCUCCUCGAGAGUCGCUAACUGAAGGAGAAGAAGGAGGAAGAGGAAGAGGAGUGGAGAGAAGAUGGUGUCGAGGCGAAAAAUUCUCUCUCGCUCGCGGGACAACCUUGCUGAUUCCCAGUACGAUGAUCAGGAAGAGGAGGACGUUUGGUAUAAUUUAGAUAAGUUGUACAAGGACCACAUACAAGAGGUCCUGGACAAGUGGAACCAGAUAGACGACGAGAUAUGGGCUAAGGUAAUAGUCUUCGAGCGAAACAGAAGAGUCGCUAAAGCUUACGCCCGGGCACCAGUUCUCACGGUCAACGACUCCAUUGACGGUUUCGAUGGCUUUAGGAUAGGCCUCUGUGGUUUUGAUAACCCAAUGAGAGAUCCUAAAACAGAAGAGACUAAAAGACACAUCGACCUAGGAGUAAAAAUAAAAAUGGAUGACAAAGGGAAUAUCCUGAUAAAGAGACUGUGCAAAAGCAACGUUUACAUAAAGACUACACAUCCCGAAGAAAACGCGGUCGGCGCAGAGAUACUGAGAAAUUCUCAGGGUGCGUUGGAGUUUGAAAAACCAGGAAAAUUAUUCGACAUGGCUAAAUACGAACAGAAUUUAGAACGGGAGACCCGUCGCUCAUAUCCAGAUCGCAGAAGACUUGAAAAACAAUGUCUCAGUGCAAUCGUCUUCGUGAGAACAGAAGCUGAAUUGCUGAAGUGUCCUGUCUGGGUUCUUAUUGUCAACGUCGUUGGCUUGGAGUUGCUCAAAAGCAAACUCCCUAUAUUACCAGCGCUAAAGAGGUCUGUGGAUAUCAAAAAUCGACCAAGAAUUCCGAUACCUGACGAAGAUCCUUACAGCGUAGCUGGUGUUGCAUCGGCUUCUGGACCCAGUGAAUUACGCGAUGCAGUCAGAGAUCCACGGCAUGAACAGAUUUACGGCCAAUCAGCGGCUUAUCAUCGGCGACGUACUGAAAAACCGCCGAAACUUCCUCCCCGGGAGAAUCUUUACGGUCAAAAUAUUCCUAAGCCUGACUAUGACGAUAUCGAAGAUGAUUACGGCAGCAAUGGUGUGAGACCAGCGGUGGUAGUUACCGAGGAUUCGAAGAAGAAUAACAAAAAGAACGACAGAAAGAACGACGAUCCUUAUUACUGUGGUAUGAGGGCACGUGUACCAAAUUUUGUAAAAAUGGCAAAGAACAGCCAAAUAAGAAUACUUCCGGCGUAUGGAACGGGGAGACCGCAACCAGCACCAGCACAAACACAAAUAUCAGCCCCGGCGUACGUCGGUUACAACAGUAGUCAGUCUCAGUCAUCACAUAUUUAUGCGAGUCACGCACCAAACAGACGACCACCUAUUAUGUAUCACGCCCGUAGCUUCGAGAGUGGUUUAGACUCAGACGAUCGGAUAGACUCGCCCUAUAAUCACAUUUACGGACGAUUACCCAUUCCAACACGCAGUUUUAUACCACCAGUACCCCGUGGCAUGUACAUCGGAGAGUGGGAUUAAAUAAUAACUUAUGACUAUUAAGCAACAUCACUCUCUACACCGUUAUUACGUUUUUUUUUGUACCUACAUACUUGUAUAUUGUUCAUAUACUACAUAAAUACUCAUAUUUUUUA
Cotesia glomerata is the source of this 2349-nucleotide messenger RNA. RefSeq lists its product as uncharacterized. The record is from RefSeq and is a predicted model, not a curated record. NCBI's taxonomy places the organism in Eukaryota, Metazoa, Arthropoda, Insecta, Hymenoptera, Braconidae. The transcript is spliced from 8 exons. Bases 815 to 2236 code for a protein of 473 amino acids. Gene Ontology annotation, biological process: regulation of DNA-templated transcription. Gene Ontology annotation, molecular function: protein binding.